GAACGUGAACUGCCAAGAAGAAGAGAAGAAAAAGCAGAAGUGGCGAGAACGUCGAAACAAGCACAGAUUGGCUUUUUAUGACACAGAGUUGCAGCCGAAAAAAAUAAACCAUCGUGUCCAAGAGCUGUGAAAGGCGAUCGACUCUCGGUGACCGACAAUGGCUGUGAACGUGUACUCCACCUCAGUGACCAGCGACAACCUAAGUCGUCAUGACAUGCUGGUCUGGAUCAAUGAAUCUCUACAGAUGAACCUCACCAAGAUUGAAAUGUUGUGUUCAGGUGCUGUCUACUGCCAAUUCAUGGACAUGCUGUUCCCCAACUCUGUGCCUCUGAAGAAAGUCAAAUUUGGUGCCAAGCUGGAGCAUGAAUACAUCCACAACUUCAAGCUUCUGCAGGUUUCUUUCAAAAAGAUGGGAGUUGACAAAAUCAUUCCAGUGGACAAACUGGUGAAGGGGAAGUUCCAGGACAACUUUGAGUUUGUUCAGUGGUUUAAGAAGUUCUUUGAUGCCAACUAUGAUGGAAAGGAGUACGAUCCAGUGGAGGCGAGGCAGGGCCAGGACGCCAUGCCCACACCUAACGCUGCAACGUCAGCUCUCAACAAACCCCCUAAAAAGGCCAUCAGUCAAGCUCCUCAGAGGCCACCUGUUGCCAAGGUAGCGCCAAAGUUGGCUCCCGUCAGCGCAAGGAAGCCGGGGAUGGGAGGAGGUGAUGAGGAGAGGGCGGAGCUCCUGAAUGAGCUGGAGAUCCUGAAGUCUACCAUUCAGGACAUGGAGAAGGAGAGAGACUUUUAUUUUGGUAAGCUGCGGAACAUUGAGCUGAUUUGUCAGGAGAAGGAAGGAGAGGGCGACCCCACACUGCAGAGGAUCGUAGACAUCCUCUAUGCCACAGACGUGAGUGUCUCAUCUGUUGAGGGUUUUGUGAUACCGGAUGCUGAGGAGCAGGAGGAGUUUUAAUAUUCAAGACUGCAAGCAACUUUUCACUUAGAUGCCCUGGUCUACAAACGAGAUCCUUCCCCAAGCCAAGGCAGCCAGUUUGGUUUUAUAUCCAACACCAAACCUGAUCUCGACUUGUGCCCCCUACGCCCACCCCCCCCCACACCACCACCUUUCCUGAACCCGAAUCCCGACCUGCUGGACUUCUUCCUCUAGCCUUCAGCCGCCGUAACCGUACAGAUCCACUCCUCCUCUUCCCGAAACAUCCUCUACGAAUAAUCGACAAAGCCUCGGUCACUGCCUCUUCUCUUUACACACCCGUCAGUCUGCAAAAACCCCAGUCCCCACCCUCACCUGUAAUCCCAAGCCUUCCCAAAACCAGAUCGUGCAGUGUAAAUCUGGUUUUUGUAAUGGACUUCAGUGUGAAAAACACGGUGAUGUUCUGUAUGUGUAUAUGUGUGUGUGUGUGUGUGUGUGUGUGUGUGUGUGUGUAUGUGUGUGUGUGGUUGUAUGUGUUUAAAAAAAGAAAAGAAAAAAAAAAUCAAUUUGAAACAAAUCAAAACGUGACGAACCUCCUCUGAAGACCCGGCUGUCAGUUCACCAAUAACUUUGUCCCAAACUAACCCUGACGGUUUGUUUUUUUUGUUUGACGGCGCUGCAGCUGUUUGGUGCCUCUGCUGUUGACACCAAUUUUGAUUUGCUGGAAAGAAAAGCAGGAAAAAACACACACAUUCCCGACUAGAAGACUUAGUUUUGCAGCAUUUUGAACCAAAUCUGAGGUGUAGUUUAUAUAUUUUUUUUUUUUUUGCUGACUGGUCCCAAUUUGAAAUGGCAAAAAUUGAAUUUGACCCAGGCAGCAGGCUUUCAGAAACACAGCUAACUUCAGAUGUAGAGGAUUAGUUUGUUAGCUAGUUAGCGCCCGGUAGACCACACGCACUGACGCUGAAGGGCUCAGGCUUUAGUCUGGGACAAGGCAGCAGCCGGGUCUUCUCUUGGCCUUUUUUUUUUUUUUUUUUUUUUUCUUCACACAAAUUGUCGCCACCAAGGACACCAUUUUGAUUUUGUCCUGUUCAGCCUUUUGUAAAUUAAUGCUACUGUUUUAUCACAUUUUUCUUCCCACUCCAUUUUUUUCUUCUUCGUUUGUCUGGUUUUCCCUGUCACCUUUUUUUUUAAUAUAUAUGUAUGUGUUUUCUCACGCUCACUAAAUGAUCACUCUGUUGGAAAGAUUUUACUUGUGUGCAGAAACGUUUUUCCGGCCACCACAACAGAGGAAAAAAAGGGGUUUCGUUUAAUGAAAACGUGGCUGCUGUUUUCCUGUAGCAGAUCAGCUGUCUUUUUGCCACCCACUCGCUCCCACUCACCCUUGGUGUUCACAUUUCGCGCUUCGUAAACGUGCAAUUAUUUAAUACCAGGAAAGUGGCUUACUCCUCCGCUCGAUGUGAGAUGAUGACGUUUAAAGCUUUUGCAGACGGCCGUCUUUUGAUCAACAUGCCAGUGUUUAGUAAAAAAAAAAAAAAAAAAAGACUGCACGAUCAACAGUGAUUGUUUUGUACGUUUUUCUUUUUGUUGUUGUUGUUUGUUUUUAUUUUGGUUUUUUUUGUUUCUUUUCUUUUUGAAAGUCUGUUUUAGGGCAGAUGCACUGUUUUAUACCAGUGGCCUUUAAUCAGCCCCCAGCCAACAUUACAAACACUGUGAGCUCUGACUGUGGCUGAUCGGUGUGUUCACCACAUGUAGCCUGCCACAGUCGAGACCAUCAUCCAGAAUCUGCCCGGCUGAGCUGUAUGUGCUUCUCCCGGCCGUGUCAUCAGGCAGAUUGAUGAAACUUUGAUGUGGGAUCAAUAUGAAACUAAAAACUAACACUUGCAACACUAGUAACUAGCAACUAGCAACAGUGACAAGUGUUUUUACCCUUGUUUUUGUAUUUCCACGCCCUGAUUGACCAAUUUUAAUACUAAUAUUGUUAUUGAUCUAAUUUGAGACCAGUUUUUUCCACUGUACUAUGUAAGAUGUGUAGUGUUGAUUUCACACAAACCCUGUUAACAGUAUCUUGUUGGAAUACAUAACUUUAUCAAUGGCCUUAUUCAUAAAUAUACUUUUUUUUCUUUUUUUCAUAAGCAGAUAUUUUUUAUUUUACGUUAAUGUAAGUCUCUGCUGUUUUGGGUAAAUGUUUGUACUGUUACAGUCAUAUUUUUAAUGUGUCCUGGAAAUAAACAAUGUUGGAGGUGUUUUGGACAAAAUCUCAGAUGUGUCAGGGUGCAGCAGACCAGCCUGUCUUCCAUCAGAUGCUCAUAAAGCAAACAAACAUAAGAAAUAUGUUCACGAUGUGUGAUGCUAGUGGAAUUUAAUUUGAAGGAUUUCUGGUGAGUUAUUUGUUUUUGUUUCUUGCCACCUGUUUGUUUCCACAGUGAUAUAAAUGUAGACUUUCAUCACAGCUGCAGACGUACAAAAUGAUUUUCUGUAGAAUUAAAUUAAAGAUCAAUUGGCUUUGGG
Messenger RNA from Seriola dumerili (greater amberjack), 3421 nucleotides. It is a transcript of the gene mapre1b, whose product is annotated as microtubule associated protein RP/EB family member 1. Gene Ontology annotation, biological process: spindle assembly; protein localization to microtubule plus-end; regulation of microtubule polymerization or depolymerization. Bases 158 to 952 code for a protein of 264 amino acids. Gene Ontology annotation, cellular component: microtubule plus-end; microtubule organizing center; spindle midzone. Gene Ontology annotation, molecular function: microtubule plus-end binding. The transcript is spliced from 7 exons. The record is from RefSeq and is a predicted model, not a curated record. Lineage: Eukaryota; Metazoa; Chordata; Actinopteri; Carangiformes; Carangidae.